Anguilla rostrata (American eel) is the source of this 2042-nucleotide messenger RNA. RefSeq lists its product as uncharacterized. The coding region runs from base 473 to 1021 and encodes 182 amino acids. The record is from RefSeq and is a predicted model, not a curated record. NCBI's taxonomy places the organism in Eukaryota, Metazoa, Chordata, Actinopteri, Anguilliformes, Anguillidae. The transcript is spliced from 6 exons.
UAAAAGGGCUGACACACAAUCAGAGUGUUUUUGUGAUGUCCUGAAAGCGCUGAGACCGGGGCAGAAUGGGCCGGCUCGGAACACUGCUGAUCACAAACAGGCGGGUGAGAAAGGGGCGCGGCGAAUAAAAGGGCGAUUGUUGGCGCGGCGGUGAGGGGGCAGGGGCACGGCCCGGGUUUCUGAGCUCCCUUUCAACCCCACAAUCGACAAACGCGAGAGGCUGCGCGUCAGGCUGCUGUAUCAGCUGCGCGGCUCCUCAAGACUUCCCAGGAGCCCGUUCACCACCGGAACCUCGGGGUCCCGAGGGGAAACGCAGAUCAUAGCCGUUCCCGACGGCCCGCCUGGCUACUUCUCAGUGGCACCCCUCUGCACCCUGGUCGCUAGACGCUUCGGGCUUCUCGACCUGCAGAAGCUCGCCGAGAGGAACCAAGAGCAACCAGGAGGAAACGGUCGGACAGGAAGAGAGCCAGUUAUGGACUUUAUUAAAUCACUGGCCAAAGGCAGCAAAGAGCCAGAGGGCACAUCUAAACCAGAGAAAGAACAGAAGUCCCUGAAGAUGGAGAAGAGCCCUCCCGCUGGAGGGGCUGCCCCGGCACCCUCAGAGCCCAAAGAGCAGGACCCCAACGCAAAGGAGUCGGGCAGCACCUUCAGCAAGAUCUUCAGGCAGAAGUCUUUGAAGGACACCCAACCUGCUGCAACAAAUGCUCCACAGGAGGCGGACCCUGCAGCCGCUAACAAAGCCAGCAAGGCUGCUCCACCGCCCGAAGCGGCGGAAAGCAAAGGGAAAGCUCCCGUGAAAAACUCCAGCAAGAAGGAGCUGCCGAAACUGACUCUGGGCGUCCCGUCAGCCAGUAAAGACAACGCCUUCAUCAAAUUCUUCCGCCCAAAGGUUGACCCUUCGAAGGCAGAUACGCUUGAGGCGUCCUCUCUGGAUAAAGCAGCAAAGCAGGAAGGGAAGAAAGCAGAAAAAUCCAAAAGUCUUGCUUCCUGCUUUAAGUGUAAGAACCCUAAACAGCAGUGAUCCCAUGUGGCUGAUACUCCUGAAAAGGCCUUAUAACACCACUAUGCCUGCUGCCCGAGUUGCUUUGCUGUGACGAGAGGAAACGAAGAAAAUUAGCUUUUGUGUUUGUUAGUUUUUCCUUUUAUUAUAUGUCGCCAUUAUAGAACAGGACCAGAUAGCUCUGAUCCUACAGGCCUAAUGUGCCUGAAGCAUUGUGUUUCACCCAGGAACUUAACCACUUGAUUAAACUAGUUACUGUCUUGCUUGAACCAUUUCAGUUUCCACUCACUAUUUAAUUUAUAAUGAUGGUAAUGGAUUGCACUUAUAUAGCAUCUUCAAUUUCAUAGUUUACAGUGAAGUGGGAACCUCACCUCAAACACCACCAAGGUGUAGCACCCACUUGCGUGAGGCAUGGCAUCCAUUUUGUAACUGUACACUCACCAUAAAUCAGCUGGGGUAGACAGUGAGGGAUUUAUGAGGAGUGUGAUGGAGAAGAAAAAAUGUUGGAAGCCCCUACAGGGCUACAGUUCAGCAGGCCUGAUUUAUAACAUUGGCUGGCUGCUGUUAUCUUUUGUGAGAAGACAACUAUUUUAUUUAACGACUCUGCCUCCUUGUUUCAAUAUGUACAAAUGUACGGCCCUGUUACAUACAAUAAAUUGAGAGCUUAUUGUACACUGUCUUAGGAAAGCUCUGAUAGAACCUUCUGUUGCAUCACUAAAAGCCUAAUCGGCACAUUAUACAAUGGCUGCUAAGAGGACAAAUGUACUCAAUGCCUUAACCAAGCUUAUGUUCGCCUUUUUGUUUUUUGUUUUUUCUAAAUGGGUUACAUUUCGGCUUACGCCCCCACCCUUUUUGUAUACUCCAGUUUCUUACCUCUGUCUGGUGGGGGUAGCCACGGAUGACCCCUUUCCCUCGCCUUGCCACUCGACUGACACGACCUCCGUGGGAUUUAUCUUCAUCGUAGGCGGGGCUUCAUCAAAGGGGAGGGGUCAGACUGUCAUACUGUACAUCGGGUUAUAUAAUAAAUAAUUUUCACCCAAUA